This is a messenger RNA of Notothenia coriiceps (black rockcod), 361 nucleotides long. Its product is annotated as latent-transforming growth factor beta-binding protein 1-like. The record is from RefSeq and is a predicted model, not a curated record. NCBI's taxonomy places the organism in Eukaryota, Metazoa, Chordata, Actinopteri, Perciformes, Nototheniidae. The annotation marks the transcript as partial. The transcript has 2 exons.
UGUGUGAACUGUGUUUGUUUGCUGUUCUGUCCGGCAGACAUCGAUGAGUGUCAGGAUGAGUCGGUGUGUGCUGGUGGAGAGUGUAUGAACACAGACGGCUCAUACAUGUGUUUCUGUACACACCCCAUGGUGCUGGACCUCAACUCCAACCGCUGCGUCUUCCCCAUUGAGGAGGCUGAGGAACGGGAGGCGGCCCAGCUGGUAGACUACCAUGGUGGAGUGUGCUGGCAGGCGGUGACAGAGUCCAUGACGUGCACGCGCCCGCUGGCUCCACACAUCGAUACCACAUACACAGAGUGCUGCUGUCUGCACGGGGAGGCCUGGGGCAUGGACUGUGCCCUGUGCCCCCCCAGAGACACAG